AUGAAAGUAACGGUAAUACCAGGUGAUGGCGUUGGUUCAGAACUUACUCAUUCAGUACAGCAUAUUGUACAAAGCACAGGAAUACCAUUAGAGUUUGAAGAAAUUUUCUUGAGUGAAAUUCAUCAUUCACGUUCGAUAAGCCUUGAAGAUGCCAUUAAAAUCAUUAAGAAAAAUAAUAAUGUGGCGUUGAAAGGUGCAAUUAAGGAAGCAGAGGCGACAGCAAACGACCCCGACAGAGAAGAUAUCAAUCGAGCAUUAAAAAAAGGUCUUGACCUUUUUGCCAGUGUUUCAAAUAUUAAAAGUUUAAGUGGGAUCAGAACACGACAUCAAAAGAAUCUGGAUUUCAUUGUUAUUCGUGAACAGACAGAAGGAGAAUAUUCAUCGCUAGAACACGAGUUGGUACCUGGCGUUGUUGAAUGUCUUAAAAUUUCCACAGAGGAGAAGUCGCAUCGGAUAGCGAAAUUCGCUUUUGAUUACGCUACGAAAUUUGGUCGUCACAAAGUCACUGCUGUUCACAAAGCAAAUAUUAUGAAAUUAGGUGAUGGCCUAUUCUUACGAAUGUGUGAAGAAGUCUCAAAAUUAUACCCAUACAUCAAGUUUGAAUCGAUGAUUAUCGAUAACUGCUGCAUGCAGUUGGUAUCUCGACCUGAACAGUUUGACGUGAUGGUUAUGUCUAACCUUUAUGGUAAUAUUGUUGGUAAUUUGGGAGCUGGCUUAGUUGGAGGUGCUGGAAUUGUUGCGAGUCGCUCAAUUGGGUCGGAUGCCGUUAUUUUUGAACCGGGUGCCCGUCAUGCCUAUGAACAAGCAUUUGGAAAGCAAAUUGCAAAUCCAACUGCGAUGAUUUUGUGUUGUGCAGAUUUGCUACAACAUUUACGAUUGCAAAAGUAUGGUGCUGCUCUUCGAUCGGCUACUGAAGCUGUGAUUGCCGAAGGCAAGAUAAGAACUCGCGAUCUUGGCGGUUCUUCAUCAACAUUAGAGUUCACGGAGGCCGUAAUUCAGAAAUACACCUUAUAA
Messenger RNA from Acanthocheilonema viteae, 1014 nucleotides. Lineage: Eukaryota; Metazoa; Nematoda; Chromadorea; Rhabditida; Onchocercidae. The record is from the annotation of a GenBank genome assembly.